AUGGACAAACCAGGGUGGUUUCGAAAACCAAUCAAGGCACUAAAUAUUUCACUGAAGACUGGGGACAUUGAUUCAAUACGGCACCAAGUACGGAGUUACAGCAGCGCCAUGCAGAUGACUCUACAAAUGGUUGCCAUUUGCCUCUCGAUUGAUGGGAAUAAUCAAGUAGACAUCCUAGGAGAUAGACUAGGUCAGCAGCUAGAAGAUCUCGCUGUUCAAAUCACAGAUAUCCAAGUAAAGGUGUCAAAAUCGAACCAAGAUCUCAGCGGGGGCACCACUGCGGCCGAAGAUAUUAACGGUAAAAGUCACAUGAAGCACAUUGAAGAGCACAUUCAGACUGCCGAGAUCAUAUUAUCAAAUGCCAGUGCAUAUUCUAAAAGUGUUUCUGCAACUGUCGUUGGACAUGGUGCUGACGUUGCUAAUCUUACUGGGGCGUUCGGAUCCGUCUUGGGAAUGGACGAUGUGCAGAGACAUAGAGUAAAGGAUUGGUUACCAAGAGAAGGGGUACCUAGUGAUGACGAUUCAGACGAUGACGACACGGACAAGGAUCUGUUUCUUGCAAGAGUAAAGGUAGCGCAAAAGAGGCUUGUGGCUAAAGAAUACGAAGCAGCACAGUCCCAGUUCGAAGCAUGUCUAUCUAAUAAGCCAAUCAUCGAAUCACUGCCCCUCCAUGAACUGGUAGAGCUCAGACUUGAUCUGGCUGAAGCUUGCCGAGGAGCUGGAAACGCCAAGAAACAACAAGACAUAAUCAACCAGUUACUGACUCUAGAGCUGCCGAAGUUUCAAGAAUUACACAUCAAACACACUCUGGCCGUAGCCUAUUUUGGUGAUUUUCGGCUGGAGGAAGCACGAGAGUCUGCGGAAGAGGCUAGGAAAGGACGAAAAAAGCAUCUAGGACGACAGCACGAGUCGUAUUUAGAGACACUGGCUCUUCUUGUUACUAUAUGUAAAGCACAAGGUGACAACGAUACUGCCGAUGUGUACCAGGAUCUGCUCCCUCCAGAUUAUCAUAACAUAAUUGAAGCCCAGCCAAAGGUACUGAGAGAGGCUGAUCGUCCAGUCCCUGAUCAAAAUAACCACGAAAUAAGAUGGCUGUCUGACAAGGAAUACGAUAUCAAGAACAAGAAGACAUAUUUCGAAGCUCUGCAAUACGCUAAGAAUGAACGAAAACUGCCCAUCGUCCGUUUCCUGCUGCAGUAUAGCACGGACUUCACCGCAAAAGACAAGGACGGUAAGACAAUGCUCACUUAUGCCUGCGAGAACGGAUUCGCCGAUAUCGCUGAAAAACUGCUCAACCAAGGAGCCGAUAUCAAGGUUCUUAGUGGCGAGGGAAGGAGUCUGUUAUUUUAUGCCCUGGACCACAAAGCAGUUCUCAAAUUGCUGUUUGAUCGCGGGGCAGGAAUAGACUGGGCGGACUCCCUUGACUUCCUUCUCUUCGUCGGCGUGCUACACAGAGCUGUCGAAUCUGUGGAAUUCUUACUUGAUAAUGGAGCCGACUUUAACUACCGCGGAACUCACUUUGAGACCCCUCUUCAGUCGGCGGCGAGGAUAGGUCACUUUGCUCUUGUGCGUCUGGUGCUGGAUAGAGGAGCGCAGAUAGACCUUACAACUCGAUUAGCCAUCUACACACCUCUGAUGUAUGCUACACGAGAAGGUCAUGUGGAGGUUAUGCGGUUACUCCUGAGUCGAGGUGCUGAUACGACGAUUAAGACCAGCGGCGCGAAUACGACUGCGUUCGAUUUGGCACAACUGUGGAAAAUCAGGAAUCCUGAAGUCCCUAAAUUGCUGAAAGAGGCGCAAAAUUGA
Molecule: messenger RNA, 1806 nt
Organism: Cadophora gregata
Lineage: Eukaryota; Fungi; Ascomycota; Leotiomycetes; Helotiales; Ploettnerulaceae
Exons: 4
Coding region: 1-1806 (601 amino acids)
Molecular function (GO): protein binding
Source: RefSeq, a predicted model, not a curated record